This is a messenger RNA of Babesia bigemina, 321 nucleotides long. RefSeq lists its product as hypothetical. Bases 1 to 321 code for a protein of 106 amino acids. The record is from RefSeq and is a predicted model, not a curated record. NCBI's taxonomy places the organism in Eukaryota, Apicomplexa, Aconoidasida, Piroplasmida, Babesiidae. The transcript has a single exon.
AUGUCAAGAAUGAGAGACAGCGAGGAGGCUAUUAGCCGCAUGGACACCGACAGCGCCAUUCAAGUGCAUGAUAAGCUGGAUGCAGGGGCCUCCGCUCACUACGAUGACGUUGAACGCGGCUCCAGUGCGGAUUCUGAUCACAGCGCAGAGAGCAGUGGCAUAACAAUAUACCACGUGCUGAGUGUUGUACUCAUUUUUCUGGCCCUGCUGGUUCUGAUGUUGAUAAUCUUGAAGCGAAGCACCGGUGUCUGCGACGACGAACUGCAUGUUGCCGUGAGGAGAGUAGAGUAUGGCCAAGCCCUACGUAUCGUGGAACCAUAA